Molecule: messenger RNA, 1612 nt
Organism: Nematostella vectensis (starlet sea anemone)
Lineage: Eukaryota; Metazoa; Cnidaria; Anthozoa; Actiniaria; Edwardsiidae
Product: ras-related protein Rab-24
Exons: 8
Coding region: 83-739 (218 amino acids)
Molecular function (GO): GTPase activity; GTP binding
Source: RefSeq, a predicted model, not a curated record
UUCCGUGUUCCGACAAAACACAUUUGACCCUGCGCUUAUCUGGCAUUGGAAUCAUCGUCAAAGCAAGAUCUUUUGGCUAUUCAUGAUUGCUCGCUCGCGCUGUGAUGUGACAUGGGCUUCGACUAUGAAUACGUUCAACUUUGUUGAAUCUAAAGUUGUUCUUUUAGGGCGUAACUUUAGUGGGAAGACGUGUUUAUUGGAAAGGUAUUUGCAUGACCGUUUCCUUGGAACAUCAGAAGCGACGAUCGGCGCGGCAUAUGGAACCAAGACUGUCACUGUACGAAACACAAGGGUCACCUUGGGAAUAUGGGACACCGCAGGAAGCGAGCGAUAUGAUGCAAUGAGUCGGAUCUACUACCGAGGGGCCAAGGCUGCAGUCAUCUGCUUCGAUUUAACCGAAGAAGAAAGUUUUCUAAGAGCCAAGUACUGGGUUAACGAACUUCACACAUACGAGUCGUCAUGCCGCAUCUAUCUGUGUGGGACAAAGUUCGACUUGGUAGAGGGGAAGAAGAAAUCGCGGGCCGUGGAUGCCUGGGUCGUAUCUCAAUAUGCCGACGGUAUUAAUGCCAAGUUGUUUGAAACAUCCAGCAUGACAGGUCGUGAUGUCGAGAGGCUGUUUUUCUGUGUUGCUGAUGACUGCGGUAAGGAGGAAUAUCCACAAGUCGAGGAAAACGAUAAGGAGCUGUCAAAAGUCAAGCUGGAAGAGCCCAAAAACAAGCGUCGAAAUUGCUGCUCGUAGUUGCGUGAGACCAACAGCUAUCUUUUGAAUUCGACGACUCUUUUUGGCGGAUUUAUCACAGAGCCAGUUUCUUCCAUCGGGCUAAAAUGACAGACAUGCUGUGGAAGAGCUAGGUAGCCUGAACCCUCCUCCGCAGGCGCCUCGAGUGUUUUGUGCCUUUUAUUGGGAAAAGGGGCUUUUGUCGAUUUCGGACUUCCUGGGGCGUGAUCAAGCAAUUAGCGGUCCGCACCGGUUCAACUCGCCACAGGAAGCCCAAAUCAUAAGAAUACUGAAAAAGUAAAAAAAAAUUCUCGAGAUGCCUGUGGAGUAGGCUAGUCUGACUAGUCUGCGUAGCAAGCGUUUUGUGUGGUUUCGGCUCAGGUUUCGGCGGAGAUAAAGUGAAGUGUAUGGCCGCGCGGAGAAUGGGGACGAUGAGUGGUGACAGAAAGCAACUAUUUCCGUCGCUCGCUCUCCACAGACACGCUUGCUGCGCAGGAAAAGCUAGAUAGUUUGCGUAGGCGGGUUAACUGGAAAAGGAAUCAGCACAGGGUUAAAGUUUUACGAACCCCUCUCCACAGACAGAGUAGCACGCACAUGUACAUGCGUUAUGAGGAUAGAUGAAAAAAAGGAAAUAGAAAUCUGGUUGCAUAUUUCUAUAAUAGACCCCUCCAAGAAAGCACGUGGAUCCAUUAAAUGGGUUUUGAGAAAUGGAGACUUUGCUGCCUAACAGUGACACUUGAACCUAUUAUGGAAUGAUUUUAGAAAAUAUAGAUAUAUAAAUAUACCUUUAUCUUACAUAAUAAUCUAUGUACAAAUAUAUUUAUGGAAAAUUAUUUGUAUUUUGAUUUUGAGAAUAUGUAACGAAAUUUAAGUCAGCAAAUUCACGAGCCCGUC